ACUACUCUUUCUUUAACUGGGCACAGGCCGCGGCGCAACCUCUCCUCAUUCUCCUACAAGCGGCUGGGACGACAACAACUUCUCUUUCUUUAACUGGGCACAGGCCGCGGCGCAACCUCUCCUCAUUCUCCUACAAGCGGCUGGGACGACAGCAACACCCACUCCUCCGCCAACCGGGCGCAGGCCGCGGCGCUCCUGCUGUUCUCACCAGCCAGCAAAGGAAGAAGCCCCAAUCUCCAUCUGUAUGGGAAUCUUUUGAAUCCACGCUGAAUUUACCUUGUCCAACGUUACAUACGCGGUGGUGGUAACCGAAAUGCCAGCUUCCGAAUAGCUCAAUAUAUUUUUUUGGGCAAGGUGUUGCAACAUUCAGCCAAGGACAACGGGGAAUAACCUUGCUCUCUCCAGGACAGGAUGGCCGGUUACCUUUUCUCUAAGCUGGGAAGAGUUAUUGUCAGACCAUGGCAUUCAGCAUUUCCGGGGGUUCACCGAAGACCUUCAAGAUCUUUCAGUAUAGAAAUUGCCUUGGAUAAUACAACAGCUAAAGGCAGCUUUUAUGCACCACUACAGACGUUCACAGAAGAAGAGACUAUGAUGAAAGAAACAGUUGCCAAGUUUGCUCAGGAGCGAAUAGCACCACUGGUCCACAAAAUGGAUGAGCAGUCUCAAAUGGAUGAAUCUAUCAUUUCAGGACUGUUUGAACAAGGGUUGAUGGGAAUUGAAAUUCCGGAAAAAUAUGGUGGAUCAGAAUCAACGUUCUUUUCGUCUCUGCUUGUGAUUGAAGAGUUGGCCAAAGUGGACCCAUCGGUAGCAGUCGUUUGUGAUGUACAGAACACUUUAAUCAACACACUAUUGAUGAAAUGUGGAACAGAAGAACAAAAAAGAAAAUAUCUACCUCGACUUGCUAAAGAUAUGGUUGGCAGUUUCUGUCUUUCAGAAGUUGAUUCUGGAAGUGAUGCAUUCUCUUUAAAGACUACUGCAGUGAAACAUAAAGAUUAUUAUGUCAUCAAUGGUUCCAAGAUGUGGAUUAGUAAUGCUGAUUAUGCUGGAAUAUUUCUAGUCAUGGCAAACGCAAACCCCUCAUCUGGCUAUAGAGGAAUCACCUGCUUCAUAGUAGAUAAAGAUACUGAAGGUCUCCAUGUGGGGAAGAAAGAAAAUAAACUUGGAAUUCGAGCGUCUUCCACCUGUCCUGUUAAUUUUGAGAAUGUCAAGGUUCCAGAGAGUAAUAUUUUAGGUCAACUGGGUCAUGGGUACAAGUAUGCAAUUGGAAUGCUGAAUGGAGGCAGGAUUGGAAUUGCUGGACAGAUGCUUGGAUUGGCACAGGGCUGCUUUGAUAGCACCAUUCCUUACUUGAAGCAGCGAAUGCAGUUUGGCAAAAGAAUAUAUGAUUUCCAGGGCAUGCAACACCAGGUCUCACAGAUUGCCACCCAGUUGGAAGCUGCACGGUUGCUUACAUACAACGCUGCCCGACUGAAGGAAGCUGGGAGAUCCUUUAUUAAAGAAGCAUGUAUGGCAAAAUAUUACACUUCUGAGGUAGCAGCCAUUACUUCUGCAAAAUGUAUUGAAUGGAUGGGAGGAGUUGGCUUUACAAAAGAUUAUCCCAUAGAAAAAUACUAUCGAGAUUGUAAAAUAGGUUCAAUAUAUGAAGGAACCUCAAAUAUUCAACUGAACACAAUUGCAAAAUUGAUAGAUCAAGAAUAUUAAUGUUGCAGCAUAACAUCAACAGCUACAUUGAUCCCAAUGUAAUGUAAUACAGACACAAAACAGUUAUUGUAGAUCAACAAACUGUUUUCAAAUAGUUGCCUUCCAUCUUACAUACUUUACAAUAAAGCUUCAGGUGGCAUAAUCAUAUGCCAUUUAACAUAGACAAAAAUGCUGGAGAAAGGUGAGGCAGUAUCUAUGGAGCGAAGGAAAUAGGCAACGUUUCGGGUCGAAACCCUUCAGUCUGAAACAUUGCCUAUUUCUGUUGCUCCAUAGAUGCUGCCUCACCCGCUGAGCUUCUCCAGCAUUUUUGUCUACCUUCGAUUUUCCAGCAUCUGCAGUUCCUUCUUAAACAUCAUUUAGUUGGGUUGAACAUAUUUUUGCAAUCCUCGUAUUGUUUUUGGUGGCAGUAAAUUUAAAUCUUGUUCUUGUAUGUUUAUGAAAUAAUUAUUCUGCAAGAUAUCUUUGGUAAACAUUGUGAACUCUAGUAUAUCUGUACUGAUGAAACACAACUUGUAAAAGCAGCAUUUAGAAUUAUUGGAAAAGCAUUAAUUUAUUGUGUCAUCCAUGUUUAACUAUUCCCAAAAUGAAAUUAUUUUUGUGGUUAUUUGUUUCUAACAUCCUUGGCAAAUUGAAACUGAUUGCAGUCUUCAUUUUAUGGUUUUCCAUCUGUGUGUUAAACUUGUCAGUACUUUUCAUAGAGUGAUUCAGUGUGGAAACAUGCCCUUCGGCACAACUUGCCCACACCAGCCAGCAUGUCCCAGCUACACUAGUCCCACUUGCCUGUGUUUGGCCCAUAUCCCUCCAAACCUGUCCUAUCCUUGAAUCUGUCUAACAGUUUCUUAAAGUUUUGGAUAGUCCCUGCCUCAACUACCUCCUCUGCCAGCUUGUUCCAUAUACCCACCUCCCUUUAUAUGAAAAAGUUACCCUUCAGAUUCCUGUUAAAUCUUUUCCCCUUCAUCUUAAACCUAUGUCCUCUGGUCCUCGAUUCACCUACUCUGGACAAGAGACUGUGCAUCUGCCUGAUCUAUUCCUCUCAUAAUUGUAUACACCUCUAUAAGAUCGCCCAUCAUCCUCCUGCACUCCAAGGAAUAGUCCCAGUCUACUUAACCUCUCCUUAUAGCUCAGACCCUCUAAGCCUGGCAGCAUCCGCGUAAAUCUUCUUAUACUCUUUCCAGUUUGACAACAUCUAUCCUACAACAUGGUGCCCAGAACUGAACACAAUACUUUAAAUAAGGCCUCACCAACAUCUUAUACAACUGCAUCAUGACCUCCCGACUCAUAUUCAAUACUCUGACUGAUAAAUUUAUUAUUCCUAAUAAAUAAUAAAAUAAACGCACACUUUUGGGUUCAAUUAAAUGAUUUUUUUUUUUGCUAAUUGGAUCAGUAACCAGAGGUUAGUGAUUCAAAAUAAUUGGCAAAAAGAACUCAGUGAAUUAAUGCAAAAUAUUUUCAUGCAAUGUUAUUAUCUGGAAUAUAUUGCCGGAGUGUGGUGGAAUCAGAUUACAUAUAACCUUUCAACAGAUUUAGUUUUUGCAGUGAACUAAUUUUCAGGCAUCUUGAUUAAAACGUUGGAAUGUGAAAUUAAUCUGAAUAGCUCUGUCAAAAAGUGAGCAGAGAUACGAUAUGCUGUUCUAUAAGAUUUUGUGCUGAUAAAUUAAACUCCUUAAUACUG
Molecule: messenger RNA, 3373 nt
Organism: Amblyraja radiata (thorny skate)
Lineage: Eukaryota; Metazoa; Chordata; Chondrichthyes; Rajiformes; Rajidae
Gene: acadsb
Product: acyl-CoA dehydrogenase short/branched chain
Exons: 12
Coding region: 412-1701 (429 amino acids)
Cellular component (GO): mitochondrion
Molecular function (GO): acyl-CoA dehydrogenase activity; flavin adenine dinucleotide binding
Source: RefSeq, a predicted model, not a curated record